CACUACGGCAAGUUUCUAUGCUUCGAAUGAGUAAUCCGUUAUUACCAAAAGGAAAAGCACAGACAGGUGUGUUAAACUGUCCCCGUGAAGUUUACAUUUAGGAAACCCUGUAUAAUAAUCGGUUUACAGUUUAAAUCCGUUUAAAAAACAUGAUUUAAUUAAGCAUUUGACCACUUUGAGCAGUAAUUAUAGCAUUUUCUGCCGCAAAACACCCGAUUUUUUUUGUGACAGCUUGAAGUGAAGGAAAUCAGGGUGUUGUUGUCAUUACGCGACACUUGCCAAAUUUUCUUCUACCAUGAAGAGACCCCCAAGUGCUGGAACUGCGUCGAUUUACUCGCAUUCCAUUCACUCCGUGAGAUCUGUGGGGUUGCGGUCUACCCGUUCAGUGCCAGUUCCCUGGUACAAGAAACCCUUAAUUACACAGGAAGUGCUGGGAUAUGAUGUGCAAAAACUGGCACUUUAUAUGGCUUUGUUUUCUCUGAUUGAGAGUUUAUUCACAAUUGGGACUUCAUGCUUUGAUAUCUACUGUUUGAGCGAGGCAACGCCGGGAUCAAAGCACUAUGGCUAUUACUUGAUCUCAUUUGAUUUUGUAUACGUUGGGAAUCAGCAUGUGAGGAAUGCCUUGAUAACCAUAGCUGUAUUUUCCAUGGUGGGUGGAGUAGCUCUCUUUAUCACGACAAUUCAACUUGUCCAAGCCUUAAGAAAGGAACACGAAAGGAGAAUGAUCCCCUGGUUGGUUUGCAUGUUGGUAUUUGCAAUCUGGCGUGGAUUAGCCUUCAUAUUUUUUGCCAUUUUAAACGACAUGAUUUUUGCGUAUAACAUAAUCAUGUGCUUGUUCUGGACCUUUUUCACUAUUAUGAAUUUUGGAGGGUGGGCCGCUGUUUACACGUUGUUCUUGGAAUUAUCCGAUUUAACAAAGUUGGAGGAUUUAGCUCAUCUUAGAAUGGGAACAAUGGCAUCUUUGGCGACCCAAUCCAUCCAGGGAUCCCGUCCAGUCACUCCGCACAGUGUUCAAUCUCUACCUUAUCAUAAUCCAUCCGUUAACAUUUGACAGUAAGAAAAAUAAUCCAGAAUGCCAUCUUAAUAUGACACGUUAAUUCAUUACAUGACAAUUUUUAUGCCAACCAAGUGAAAUAUAGUUUAUGCCGUCCAAGUUCAAUGCUUAUUACACAAUUAAAUAUAUAAAUACUUUAAAGUUAUGGCUUUAUAUCCAGUCAACUUGAGACUUUUAUAUUAUGACUUUGUACCAAAUGUUAGUAUUUAGAGAGUAUUUAAGUAGCCUAGAUUGCAAAUUUUUGCUAAAACUGUUCAGUAAUUUUAUACAUAUACUUGAUGAGAUGGGAAAGAAGAUCUGAGAAUUAUUCCUGCCAUGUCUAUCUUUCCGAUGACGAAUAAUUUCUUGCUGAAAAGCUUUAUUUUAUUUUUUCAAUCCUAAACAGACAUUUUUUUACUUUGUAUAUAAGUAACCCGAUAAGUAUAUAUAAGUUAAGCUAGAUAAGUUAGAUGGCUGGACUCUAAUGCAAUUUUGUACAUAAAUCAUAAAAUUAAUACUUGUAAGAUUUAAAUAAAUUUUGUAUUAUUAAUUCGGAAAUCAAAAUAA
Molecule: messenger RNA, 1600 nt
Organism: Folsomia candida
Lineage: Eukaryota; Metazoa; Arthropoda; Collembola; Entomobryomorpha; Isotomidae
Gene: pasi2
Exons: 7
Coding region: 296-1051 (251 amino acids)
Source: RefSeq, a predicted model, not a curated record